UCGAUCUGAGCACUCGUCUUAUUACAGGUUACCCGACCGACGCUCAUUUCAUAGACAGACAUUUCUUGUUACUAACGCGUAAUAAAUUCCUGUUAACGAAAUAUUACCGUUCAAUUGAACUCACAUUAUAAAUAACCGCUGAUAAUAUUUAUUUAAACAACAGCUGAUUAUCAAAAAUUAGACCAAUUGAUGACAUGAAGCGGCAAUUAUUAUUGAAAAAUUCAACAAUUGCAAAUCCAGUUACAAGCUUCUAGCGACUGACAUUGAACAAUUAACUCGUUUUGCGUCUGGUGGUUACUGCGACGAUUCAACAAUUGUUUAUUUACAACAUCCUUGUGUAAUAUUAACGGCGCUAGAAGUUCUGGGUUACAAAGUAGUUGCUUCAUCAAGUACGAGUGUAAAACAAGACUACAAUGAGUAUAUGUGGACUAUGAGAAAAGAUUUUGCGGAACCUGAGCCUGAUACAAUUGUUAAAUCAGAUAAGAUUAAGAUUAAAGAACGCCGAGGAAGAUUUAAUUUUAAAAAGUCUAAUUAAUAAUUAUGGAGGAAAAAAUUAAUUACGACCACGGUCAUGAUCAUAAUCAUACAUGUAAAUUAGAUAGUGGAACUAAUGUCCGUCAGACUAUUUCCGAAAUGGAUUUUGAACGCGGAAUUUGGUACGCAGCUCAAUCAGAUGACAUUGCUCGGGUGAAGCAGCUUUUGGCAAAAGGAGCAUCUGCUUCUGAGGAAGAUUCUGCUGGAUAUACGGCUCUUCAUUAUGCAGCUCGUGCGGGACAUUAUGAUGUAUGUAAGCUGCUGUUAGAACACGGUGCUCGGGUGAAUGCAAUCACGCGAUGCGGUCGAGCAACACCACUUCACAGAGCCGCUAGCAGAGGAAAUGAAGAUGUAGUACGUUUGCUGUGUAAAUUUGGAGCUGAUUUAAAUAUUCAGGAUGCUGAUGGAUAUACUGCACUCCAUCGAGCAGCUCUUGCUGGGUCGCUGAGUGUUUGGAAGCUCUUGGUUGAUAAAACUUCUGCGGAUGUCGUUGAUAAUAAUGGUCAUACUGCGGCACAGUUAGCUGAAAUUCAAAAUAAAUUUAUUAUUUAAU
Molecule: messenger RNA, 1087 nt
Organism: Cotesia glomerata
Lineage: Eukaryota; Metazoa; Arthropoda; Insecta; Hymenoptera; Braconidae
Product: ankyrin repeat domain-containing protein 39-like
Exons: 4
Coding region: 541-1086 (181 amino acids)
Biological process (GO): negative regulation of biosynthetic process
Molecular function (GO): protein binding
Source: RefSeq, a predicted model, not a curated record